AUGCCCAGACUGGACGACCACUUCUGGAGCUGCUCGUGUGCUCAGGGCGCCAGGCACCGAGGCCGCCCGGCAGCCCGCGCCGGAGGGCUGGCGGCCAAGGUCGGGGAGAUGAUCACCUCCUCGGUGGCCGGGUCCGCCCGCAGCGCCCCGGACCCCGACCCAGCUCCCGCGCCCCGGGGCCCGGGCGAGGGGGGCUAUGCCACCAGCUGGCACCACCACCUGCUGCAGAGGAGCCUGGUGCUCUUCUCCGUCGGGGUGGUCCUCGCCCUCGUGCUCAAUCUGCUGCAAGUGCAGAGGAACGUCACCCUGUUCCCCGAGGAGGUGAUCGCCACCAUCUUCUCCUCCGCCUGGUGGGUCCCUCCCUGUUGUGGGACGGCGGCUGCGGUUGUCGGCUUGUUGUACCCCUGCAUCGACAGUCACCUCGGGGAGCCCCACAAGUUUAAGCGGGAGUGGGCCAGCGUGAUGCGCUGUGUGGCGGUGUUCGUGGGCAUCAACCAUGCCAGCGCUAAGUUGGAUUUUGCCAAUAAUGUUCAGCUCUCCCUGACUUUAGCGGCCCUGUCCUUGGGCCUUUGGUGGACAUUUGACCGUUCGAGAAGCGGCCUUGGGCUCGGGAUCACCAUCGCCUUCCUCGCCACGCUCAUCACCCAGCUGCUGGUGUACAACGGCGUCUACCAGUACACCUCCCCAGACUUCCUCUACAUCCGCUCCUGGCUGCCCUGCAUCUUCUUCUCCGGGGGCGUGACGGUUGGGAACAUAGGACGACAGCUGGCCAUGGGCGUCCCCGAGAAGCCACACAGCGACUGA
This is a messenger RNA of Pipistrellus nathusii (Nathusius's pipistrelle), 804 nucleotides long. NCBI's taxonomy places the organism in Eukaryota, Metazoa, Chordata, Mammalia, Chiroptera, Vespertilionidae. The record is from the annotation of a GenBank genome assembly.